This is a messenger RNA of Acanthochromis polyacanthus (spiny chromis), 2888 nucleotides long. RefSeq names its product RNA binding motif protein X-linked (gene rbmx). Gene Ontology annotation, cellular component: spliceosomal complex. NCBI's taxonomy places the organism in Eukaryota, Metazoa, Chordata, Actinopteri, Pomacentridae. The record is from RefSeq and is a predicted model, not a curated record. Gene Ontology annotation, molecular function: RNA binding. The coding region runs from base 253 to 1425 and encodes 390 amino acids. Gene Ontology annotation, biological process: positive regulation of mRNA splicing, via spliceosome. The transcript is spliced from 11 exons.
AGGUGACAACGCUGCGCCUGGAGCAGUCUGGUCUGCCGGGGACGGAGCUGCUGAAGAAGAGCGGGGAAACGGAAGAGAGAAGAACCGUUGCCCACCGUCAUUAUAGCUUGAAGAAACCCGCCGCGUUAGCACAGUAACUUGAAUACUUGCUAGCUAACAAAUUACUAGCCAACUCCAUUGCCUCGUUUUCGCCAUUUUGCGCAUUCAACAGCCCAAGAUUUUCGCCAGCAGCAAGUUCGGGGAUUUUGCGGCAUGGCAGAAGCAGACCGACCGGGGAAGCUCUUUAUCGGUGGGCUAAACACAGAGACCACCGAGAAGGCCUUGGAGCAGUACUUCAGCAAAUAUGGCAGGAUUGUCGAAGUUCUUCUGAUGAAGGACCGCGAAACAAACAAAUCCAGAGGGUUUGCAUUUGUUACUUUUGAAAGUCCCGCUGACGCAAAGGAUGCAGCGCGUGAGAUGAAUGGGAAGUCCCUUGAUGGCAAGCCUAUUAAAGUUGAGCAAGCUACAAAGCCUCAGUUUGAGAGUGGUGGCAGACGAGGACCCCCACCCAUGCACUCCCGCAGUCGUGGUCCACCCAGAGGUCCACGUGGCUCCAGAGGUGGCAUGAGGGGCCCCCCAUCCAGAGAUUACUAUGAUAAUUCAGGGAGUGCAGAACCCUUCUUUAAAGGGAUGUCAUCCAGAGGCCCCCCUCCAAUGAAGCGAGGACCCCCAGUUCGUAAUGGAGGUCCCCCACCCAAGAGGUCUGCCCCAUCUGGUCCCAUGAGCAGACCACCCAUGUCAAGGGACAGGGAUCCUUAUGGUCCACCUCCACCUCGCAGGGACUCCAUGAUGUCCAGGAGGGAUGAUUAUUCGUCACCAAGAGAUGACCAUUACAACUCUAAAGACAGCUACUCCAGUCGAGAUUAUAAUUCCAGAGAUUCGAGGGACUAUGGACCUCCUCCCAGAGAUUACUCGUACAGAGAAUAUUCUAACUCUAGUUCCCGAGAUGAUUAUGGUUCAAUGUCAAGAGGAUACAGUGACCGAGAUGGUUAUGGAGGAGGCCGGGAACCAAGAAGCUACAUGGAUCGUCCAAGUGGUAGCUCCUACCGAGAGUCAUACGAUGGUUACGGUAACUCUCGCAGCGCCCCACCCUCUCGGGGCCCCCCACCAUCCUAUGGUGGGAGCAGUGGAAGCAGUCGUUAUGAUGACUAUGGAAGCAGUUCCCGGGAUGGCUAUGGCAGUCGUGACAGUUAUCCCAGCAGUCGGAGUGACCCAUAUCCACCUAGCCGUGGUGAGCGAAUGGGCAGACAGGAAAGGGGCCCAGCUCCCCCUGCCGAUAGAGGCUACCCUCCUCGUGACUCGUACAGCAACUCAGGUCGUGGAGGGCCACGCGGUGGCCGUGGUGGCAAUCGAGCCGAUAGGGGAAUGGCUCGCAGCAGAUACUGAACUGGACUUGGAAGUCGCAUUAAAGCAAACAUUAGUCUCCGUGCACACUUAACACGUGUUUUGGAAGAAAUCUGAAUACAAGACAAACCAGCCAUGUCUAAAUCUGUGAAACAUAAAGCUUAGCUUUGACCUGUAUCUUGACUUUCCCAGUUUUUUAUGUGUAAAAGAUUUUGUUUUUUUAGUAUUUCUCUUGCUCUUGUCACAGUACAGUUACCAAGUGAGUGUUAGUUUUUGUACAUUCAGUGCUGUUGGAAUCUGAAAUGCCCUAUGCCCUGGCUUUCCUACUCUAAUAAAGCUUUUAGUUGUACCUUGACCACUGCUCAUCAAUUGUCAAAACAAGACCAGAGACGGUAACAUUAUUGUUACGUAACAACACGAUCUCCUUCACAAAGUUCUAUGUAAAGCUUAGGUAAGUCUGCUCGUGCUAUAUCAACACUCGAGUCAGAGGAGUUCAUCUUUAACACGAAUGUGCUUCCAACUGGACGCUGCUGUUUUCAAAGUUAGGGAAAUGUUACUGUCAAAAUGUUCCAAUGUAGUUUCCUUGGAAAUGGAUCCAUCACCCUAGAGCCAUUUGAUGGCAUGCAACGACAAAACCAAAGACAACAACAAGCAAAUGCAACUCGACCGAUAGUCAACAGCUGGUAAGCAAAGCAAACCUCUUUGUUUCUCAUCUGUAAAUGAGUUUCUCAUUGUCCUGUAUUGCAAUCUCCACUCAAGACAACUUUUGCCUCAGAGGACAAAAGACUAAAUGGUCAACUGAAAAGAGCCUUUUUCAUUGUGGUCCGUUUUCAUCAGUUAAAAUUGUCGAAAGUGCAGCAACAUCCCAAGAAGUUUCUUCUCUUUUCAGCAGUCAAAGUUUUAACAGCCAUUUUGCCAUCUGAGACUUCGAAACGAUGAUCCUUUUGGCCCAACCCAAUCGCCCAACCUCUGUAAAAUGAUUGGCCACAUUAUAUUAUAGGUAACGAUAUCUAGUACAUUUUUUUUUCCCCCUCUUGGUAAACAUCUAAAAGCCAUUUGAAAUUAAGAACCAUUUGCUCAGUAUCGAAACCUUUUCCACAAGCAUGCCAAUUCAAACAAUGGAGACCUCUGGAAGAACACCGUCGUCCUAACUGCCAAACUGGAAACGAUCACUGAAGCGAAUUUGCAGUCGGACCCAGGCCUACAAAAUCAAUUUCAGAUAUUUAUUGAAUACAUAGCUAGGAAAAGGGCCACAUGUUAACAUUGUGUUCUCAUUGCAGGAUGAGCUUCGCUUCAAGGCAACUGACCUUGCAAUGUACCUGAAUAAUUCCUCACUGUAAUGGAGGAAUUAACCUGCAGUGCACCGGUGAAGAUGCUGGUGCAGCCUUCUGCUGAGUGCCGGGUGAACCUUUUCUCCGAGUGGAAACGAAGUGGGAAGAACACAGGCUGAGGAUUUGCUCAAAUUCACCGUUUCUGGUGUUGUCAAUAAAGACUUAAUAAAAAGA